Molecule: messenger RNA, 4884 nt
Organism: Trichechus manatus latirostris (Florida manatee)
Lineage: Eukaryota; Metazoa; Chordata; Mammalia; Sirenia; Trichechidae
Gene: PAQR3
Product: progestin and adipoQ receptor family member 3
Exons: 6
Coding region: 184-1110 (308 amino acids)
Cellular component (GO): membrane
Molecular function (GO): signaling receptor activity
Source: RefSeq, a predicted model, not a curated record
CCUCAGCGGCGCUGACGCGGGGCCGCUCAGUGCACGGAGCCGGGCCUGGACAGCUCCGGGGCGGUCGGACCUCGAACAGCGGCCGCGGGCUCCGGGGCGGGGGCUCCGGCGGCGAAGCCCCCUCCCCGGGGAGGCGGGGUCUGGGCGAGCUCCCCUUGCGAGGAGCGGCGGCGGCCGGGAACGAUGCAUCAGAAGCUGCUGAAGAGCGCGCAUUACAUCGAACUGGGCAGCUACCAGUACUGGCCCGUGCUGGUGCCCCGCGGCAUCCGUCUCUACACCUACGAGCAGAUCCCCGUGUCCCUCAAGGACAAUCCGUACAUCACCGACGGCUACCGGGCCUACCUUCCCUCCAGGCUGUGUAUCAAGAGUUUGUUUAUUUUAUCUAAUGAGACGGUAAACAUCUGGAGUCAUUUGCUGGGUUUCUUUCUCUUCUUCACACUGGGAAUAUAUGACAUGACAUCCGUGUUACCUUCAGCAAGUGCAUCCAGAGAAGAUUUUGUAAUUUGCUCUAUUUGUCUUUUCUGCUUCCAGGUCUGUAUGCUUUGCUCUGUGGGCUAUCAUCUUUUUUCCUGUCAUCGGUCAGAAAAAACCUGUCGGAGAUGGAUGGCAUUAGAUUAUGCAGGAAUUUCUAUCGGAAUACUGGGCUGCUAUGUCUCGGGAGUAUUUUAUGCAUUUUAUUGUAAUAAUUAUUGGCGUCAAGUGUAUUUGAUCACAGUGCUUGCUAUGAUCCUGGCAGUGUUCUUUGCUCAGAUUCAUCCCAAUUACCUUACACAGCAAUGGCAGAGACUCCGUUCUAUCAUCUUUUGUUCUGUUUCGGGAUAUGGAGUGAUCCCUACUCUUCACUGGGUUUGGCUCAAUGGAGGAGUCGGUGCUCCUAUUGUACAGGACUUUGCACCUCGUGUAAUUGUGAUGUAUAUGAUUGCUCUUCUUGCCUUUCUAUUCUACAUUUCCAAAGUUCCAGAAAGGUACUUUCCAGGACAACUCAACUACCUCGGAUCAAGCCACCAAAUAUGGCAUAUCCUUGCAGUAGUGAUGUUGUAUUGGUGGCAUCAGUCAACUGUGUAUGUCAUGCAGUACAGACAUACCAAGCCUUGUCCUGACUAUGUGUGACAUUUGUGAAUUCAGGUAUGGCCAUCUGGUGUAUUCAGUUGUGAAGCAAUAUUUUGAUGGGGAGUUGUGUACCCCACUAAUUCUAAGAUUCUUGCUGUUGUUUUUUCUUUUCCUCAUUUAAUGUAUCAUGAGUAAUAUUUUAUAAAAAUGGAAAAAUGCAUUUGGGGGUCUGUAAUAACUGUUUUACAGGCCCUUAAAACUACUCAUUUGCUGCUUGUACAGAAAAUGAAAAUUAGUUGGCAUUCAUAAGAAACAUUCGAAUAAUAGCAAUGAAUGUUAAACCAUUGUAGAGAUAGGAUUCAUUUUACUUAACACCAGCUUAAUUUCCUUAGGAAGGGCUUAUCUCCAUUAGGAAAUGGAGUCAUCCUGUCAGACUACUUUAAUGGAAGAAUUUUUUAGUAGAUGAUCAAGUGUAAGUGCCUGAUCAAGGCAAGGGAUGCCACAAGCUAUGAUUGUGAUUUUUGAAUAAUCACUAGCCUUUAAAUACAUGCUUUGUGAGAAACUGGCACUUAGGUAUAAUUUUCUUUAGCUGUAGAUUCUCCCUUCUCUAGGAACAUUGGAUUUUUUAGUUUGCCAGAACAGAAAUUUUAAACUUCUACUCCUUUUAGUUAAGAGAGGUGUUGAGAAGAACUUUGUCGUUUUCUAUCAGAUAAGAAUCACAUUAGAAACUGAUUACAUGAUUAGGUGACAAAUUUUGUGGUCUAAUAACCAAGUUAUUAGCCAUCUAGGCUUUUUAAUUCCUUAUCUAGACACUGAAUUCUUGUAAGUGGAUUGCAGAUUUUUUGGUUCCAAAAAUUCCCAUAGCAUAAGAGCUUUCACCUCUCUGAAUUUGCAGUCCUAAAUUUUGUGGGUAUAUGGGUGCUACUUUCAAGGCCAUAGGAUCCAGAUGGCCCAGUCUUGACGCUGAAAUGAACCUUAAGCCUUAGAACAAAGUCAUGCAGAUGCCCCAUCUGGUAAAUGUGCUUAUUCACUUGGGCUCCAGUCUUCCUCUGUUUACGCAUGUAUUAGCAUUGCAUCAAUAACUCAUAAAGUAUUGAUAUACUAGCUAAUAUCUGGAACCUGACAUACAACAUUUGGUCUUAUAUAUAUCGCUGCCCUGUCAUACAACGUACCCCUCUUUUUCUUUGAUCUUUUCGUAUGCAUUAAUGAAGUCCUUUAAAGCAGAAGUCCGUAACAAACUUACGUUGUUCGUUGGAAUAUAAAAUAUUACCCAAGUUUCUUAAUGAGUUCACAUAAGCUAUUUUAAUUACUCGUGUAUUUUCAGAACAUUAGCAUUACUAAAUUUCAGAAAAAGUGUUGACUGAUGGUAAAGCUUAUGCCCAAAAUGCCUUUCAUGUCUCUUGAUAGGAAAGUUACUUCAUCGUGCUUCAGUUUAUGCAUCUGUAAGAUUUUGUAUUUUUCAGUGUAGUGUUUUUGGAAUAUAAUUCCCCAGGCUAGUAUCUCAGCAGGGAGAAUUUCCCCCCCGUAGGCUCAACAAGGGCGCACUGUGUUGUGCCCUUUACUAUGAUGGAAUGCUACUUUGAAAAUGGCUAUUUUACUUCAUAAGGCCACACAUUUGAUCCAUGUGCUAAAUGAUAAUAGAUUUUGGUUUAACAGUAAUAGGCUGUAUUUCCUCUAAAACAACCCUCGUUGGCUUAUAUAUUAUUGCUUUUAAAUAGAUAUUUUGCCAUAUUGGCCAAAUAAAAAACACUGAGUAUAGUUAUUUUUAAAAUAAGGGAAAAGUCCACUACUUUUAGGUCUGGAACCUUUUUUUUAUUGUAAAGUCUUCUCAGAAUAAAAAUAUAUGAACAUUGUUUCAUUCUCUUUUAAUUUUUAGAAAUAUUCUUUUUCUUCUUAUAGGGUAUUAAUUAAUUCUUGCCAUCUGAAUUGAUAAAAAACAUACUGUAUUUUUUAUUUUAAGAAUGUUUCUUUGAAUUUCAAAGGCAUACAGGUCUGACUGUAGGAGAGUUACACUGUGUAAUUAUUUCAACAUUUUAUGAAAAUGUUAAAUACUGUAAGAAAGCUAUGCUCUCUCAUUUUUAUCUUUACUGUUAUAUAUUUAUUAUAAAGUAGGGAAUGAAUGAAUGUGGAUUGCUGUCAACUAUAAAAACUUCUGUAAGUCAGCAUUUAUUGACCACCUACUGUGUGCAGAGCACUACUGGCAAAAAUUUUAAGACAUUGUUAACAUUAAAGAAUAACUAUUUAAAAUCUGCCUACAAAUCUGAGCCUUGUAAUAAUGUAUAUUUAAGUUAGUUUUGUUUUUAUAGAUUUGUUAUUAAAACAAGAUUAAAAGUACACUGUUCGGCUACAGCAUUAAAAGACUGGUUUGAAUUUGACCAAUGUGUAAACUAUAAAAGCUCUUUACUUACAGAUUUUAAAAGUACAUUUUAAAAUUAUUCAUGGCUGUUUUAAAUUGUCUAUAGUGAUUUAUAGGGUUGUAGUUAAAUCAUUUAAGAAACAAUUAUCUUUCUAUAUAAAACCAUUUUCAGAUAGCAAGACUGUGCUUGUCUUUUUUAUUAUACUGAGUGCAAUUCAGUAUGCUGCAUGGCAAAAUAUGUAUUAUGUAAAUAAACUGGGUUUACUAAAUAAUAUUAAGUGCUACUUGUCAUUCUUUAUAAUCUAUAACAGCUUUAAAAUCAUAUUUUAGAAUCAUGAAUGAAGAUUCAGGGAAUAUCUGUCACAUCUUAUGGCAUCCCACCUGGACAAAGUAACUGAUUUGAAGACUGUGACUGACUGGCAUAAAGCUGUAUACCUCUCCAUUUGGCAGGUACCUAUCUGAGAUAGAUAUACUUUGCCCUACAUUAAAUGUCAAGGGGCAAAGCCUGUACUUCCAUAUUCCUGCCAGUUGCUGAGCUGAGUAGAUCCAUGUCCACCCUAAAUCAUCAUUCCUGAUAAUUCUACCCCUGCCAGAGUGUGUCUGGUACAAACAGAAAUGAAGAAUCAGCUCAAACGUUAGGGGAGAGGCAGAUGAAAUAUCACAUCAAUUGUGUUGAUACCGAAAGAGGUAUAGAUGCUAUUAAGCACCAAGGUCCCCUGAAAUGCUGCAGAUGAUCCAGAGCUGAAACCACCUUUAGGACACAUUUUCAGAAGGGAGAGGAAAAUAUCAGCAGUAGGGGUCUCUUGUGAAAAGUGAAACUUCCGUCCUUAGAGGGCUGAAAUGAACAGCCACUGAGGUUCUAGGCCUACUCUGUAAACCUGGGAUUAAAAACAUUACAUAAUACACCUGUAAUUCAAUAGUGCCUACCACCAUAAAGCAAAAUUGACCUUUUGAAAUGUGCAACAAGAAGUAAAACUUCAAAAGCUUAUGCCUGCAGUUAUUAACCACAUGCUAUACAUGAUGCUUGAGCUGGAUUGCCUUAAAAGGAUUAGCUAUUCAAAAUAAAUAGCUAUACAUUGCAGCAUAUAUUCUUCUCUAAAGAAGUUAACUAUAACUGAUUUUGAACACUGAUACAUUCCAGUUUUAUAUAAAUUUGUGAAAUUUAUUCUCAGAUUAGAAAUCAACAAUUUAAUCAUUUGUGGUAUUAUGCUGCUUUGUACCAUUCAUUAAAAAGAUACAUAGCCCUUAUUUUUCCACAUAACUUUUACAUAGCUGUUACUACUUCAAAAAGUAUGUUCAUUUGUAACAGACAAGAUGGGUCUCUCCACAAGCCACAAAUCUAAAAAUCUAGUUUGUUUCAAUCUGAUAAAUAGGUUUUCUCUUUAACAUGUCAGUCUUUUCUGAUCAAGAAUUAAAACAUUUUAAGUUACCAGUUUUUAAAAGUUUCAAAAUAAAUAAUAUAUAAUGCAAAUCCUUCC